Messenger RNA from Balaenoptera acutorostrata (minke whale), 3274 nucleotides. RefSeq names its product protocadherin gamma-B3. Gene Ontology annotation, biological process: homophilic cell-cell adhesion. Gene Ontology annotation, cellular component: plasma membrane. The record is from RefSeq and is a predicted model, not a curated record. NCBI's taxonomy places the organism in Eukaryota, Metazoa, Chordata, Mammalia, Artiodactyla, Balaenopteridae. Gene Ontology annotation, molecular function: calcium ion binding.
CACUGUAUGAAAAUGGAACCUAAAAGCAUGACGAUGCCAAUAAACAUCUUCAGCAAGAUACCUCUGGCUUUGAGGAAUAAAAAUCACCUGAUUUGGAUGGAUAAAGUUCAAGUUCAAAGAAAUGACAGGGAGAACAAAGAUACAGUACAUUUAAAAAAUGUUAAAAUCCUUAUAACACGGGACGAAUGAGUAUCUGUAUGAAGACACAGUAGACUUGUCUUCUAGCCGGCUCUGUAUUUGGAACUAAUUUAGUAAUCACUAGUGCAGUUCUGCAGCCGAGGCGCGGGGUGCAGCUGUUGGCUAGUACUGAACCAAGUAUCCAGCUCCUCCUGACGCAAAGGAAUCGCCUGCGGACCGCGGAAUCGCGCGAACUGUGCACUCUCUGAGGUUUUCUGUGGCAGAAAUAUCUAUCCUAGAAUCUGCUUGCCAAGACGUGUCCAAGGAGUAGCUCCUGCUCAGAAAUUCUUGGGAUCAUUUAGCGAUCGCAGCUCUUCGGGAUCAGAAAGGCAAAGGCGCAGAGAGCGGGAUGGGAAACCGCUUGGGGUCAAAGCGCCAGGCUGGGCGGAGGCGAAUUUUGUUCCUCUUCCUGCUGUCUUUGUUCCGCCUGGCGCUUUUGGAGCAAGUCUGCUACACUAUUCCAGAGGAGCUGGCCAGGGGCUCGCUGGUGGGGAACCUCGCCAAGGAUCUGGGGCUUGGCGUGCGAGAUUUGCAUACACGGAACCUGUGGGUUAGUGCAGAGAAGAAAUUCUUCACAGUGAGCACCAAGAACGGAGACUUACUUGUGAGCGACCGUAUAGACUGAGAGCAGAUUUGUGGCAAGAAGUCGAUGUGUGUUCUGGAAUUCGAAAUGGGCGCUGAAAAGCCUUUGAACUUUUUUCAUAUAACCGUGGUGAUUCAAGAUGUCAUCGACAACCCACCGACCUUUAGCUGAAAUGUCACUGAGCUGCAAAUCAGUGAACUGGCCCUAACUGGAGCCACGUUAGCCCUGGAAUCUGCACAAGAUUCAGAUGUAGGUGUCAAUUCUCUGCAGCAAUACUACCUCAACCCUGACCCUCAUUUCUCUUUGAUCCAGAAGGAGAACCCAGACAGCAGUAGGUACCCAGAACUGGUAGUGCAGGCUCCCCUGGACAGAGAAGAGCAGUCCUGCCACCACCUGGUCCUCACGGCUGUGGAUGGGGGUGAGCCAGCCAGAAGCUGCACUACGAAGAUCAGGGUAGUUGUGGCAGACGCAAAUGAUAACCCCCCAGUGUUCACCCAGGAGAUGUACAGGGUCAGUGUUCAAGAGAACCUACCCCUGGGUUCCUCAGUGCUAAGACUGAUGGCCACUGACUUGGAUGAGGGCAUCAAUGCUGAGAUCACCUACGCUUUUAUCAAUAUUGGUAAGGCAGUGAGACAACUGUUCAAGCUGGACAGUAAAACAGGGGAACUCACCACUGGUGGAGGACUGGACUUUGAAGAGAGAGGGAGCUACACAAUUGGGGUGGAAGCAGAGGAUGGUGGACGUCACACUGCGCAUUGCAAACUACAAAUAGAUAUUUUGGAUGAAAAUGACAGUGCUCCCGAGAUAACCCUGGAUUCUGAAUCUAAAUAUAUACAAGAAGAUGCUGAGCUGGGGGCUGUGGUUGCCUUGAUCAAAACACAUGAUCUAGAUUCUGGAUUUAAUGGGGAAAUCUUAUGCCAACUAAAAGGAAAUUUCCCAUUUUAAAUAGUGCAAGAUACAAAAAACACAUACAAGCUGGUGACAGACAGAGCCUUAGAUCGAGAGAAGACUCCGGAAUACAAUGUCACUAUCACAGCUACUGACAAGGGCAAGCUGCCCCUCUCCUCUAAAAGAAGUGUCACCUUGAAAGUUGCUGAUGUCAACGACAAUGCUCCGGUUUUCCACCAGGCCUCCUACGUGGCCCACGUGGCAGAAAACCACCCGCCCGGCGCCUCCAUCGCCCAAGUUAGAGCUUCAGACCCAGACUUGGGGCCCAACGGCCACGUCUCCUACUCCAUCGUGGCCAGCGACCUGGAGCCGCGCGCGCUGUCGUCCUACGUGUCCGUGAGCGCGCAGAGCGGCGUGGUGUUCGCGCAGCGCGCCUUCGACCACGAGCAGCUGCGCGCCUUCGAGCUGACGCUGCAGGCCCGCGACCACGGCUCGCCCGCGCUCAGCGCCAACGUGAGCCUGCGCGUGCUGGUGGGCGACCGCAACGACAACGCGCCCAGGGUGCUGUAUCCGGCGCUGGGUCCCGACGGCUCGGCGCUCUUCGACACGGUGCUGCGCACCGCGCAGCCCGGCUACCUGGUCACCAAGGUGGUGGCGGUGGACGCCAACUCUGGACACAACGCCUGGCUGUCCUACCACGUGCUGCAGGCCAGCGAGCCCGGACUCUUCAGCGUGGGACUGCGCACGGGCGAGGUGCGCACGGCGCGGGUCCUGGGCGACAGGGACGCGGCCCGCCAGCGCCUGCUGGUUGCUGUGCGCGAUGGGGGACAGCCGCCCCUCUCGGCCACCGCCACGCUGCUCCUGGUUUUCGCGGACAGCCUGCAGGAGGCGCUGCCGGACCUCAGUGACCGCCCCGCACCCCCUGACCCCGAGGCUGAGCUGCAGUUUUACCUGGUGGUGGCCUUGGCCUUGAUCUCGGUGCUCCUCCUCCUGGCAGUGAUUCUGGCGGUUGCCCUGAGUUUGCGACGCUCCUCCAGCCCUGCCACCUGGAGUUGCUUUCAGACCAGUUUUUGCUCCAAAACUGGACCCGGAGUUCUCCCCAACUAUGGGGAAGGGACUUUACCAUAUUCCUACAAUCUGUGUGCUGCCACACAUUCUUCAAAGACUGAGUUUAAAUUUCUCAAUAUAAAGCCUGAAAAUGCUCCACCACAAGAUCUGUAUAAUGAAGCCUCUUGGCUUGAAAGUACCAGUAAUGACAAUCCCCAAAUUACUUGUAAUUCAGUCAAUUUGCAACAGGUGAGUUACUUCAAAACCUUUUCCUCCCAUAAGUAUAAUUAGGUUUCGAUUCACUAUUUUAGAGGCCAAAAAGUAUACAGGCUAAGUAUGCCCUGUUUUUUGUGCGGUUUUUUUUUUUUUGGUGUUUUAUUGAUUUUUUCUGGACAUAGAAUGGGGGUGGGGAGGCUGUUAGAAAUUCUUUGUUCACUAAUCUGUGUUGCAGUUGUUCUUUCAUGGAAUGUCGCUUAGUGAUGAUCUUGAAAUUUCUGUUAAUUCUAAAAUAAUAUGUCCUGAAACAUUUUUAAUAUGCUAGUAUCUCACAUUCUCAUUGUAGGACCUUAUUUAUAUAUA